UUUAACAAUAUUUAAACAAAUUCACUGAGCAAUGUUAAAAAACCAAUGACGUAUAUAUUGCAUAGGGCAAUCGCAAAUACAUUGUCAAUCAAAUAUCCAAACCUAAACUUUUCUAAAUUUUUCUUUGAGGUGCGAGAUCAUAAGGGGCGGGAUGAAGGAAUACCUAACCCCAAUGGGGCCAACCGAGCUGCACGUAAACCCUAUCUUCGAGAUUGGGCCAGUGGAGCCGCGAUUCUCAGAGUGGCUGGUGUUCGAGGGCAUAAGCGUGGACGAGAGCGGGCGGCAGCAUUUCAUGGACGCCACAGUGGCCUACAAGCGCGCCGUGCUGAACGCCAUUGACUACCUCUCCAAAUUCGGCUACUCCAAGGAGCAGGCUUACCUCCUCCUCUCCUGCUGCCCCUGUGAGGGCCGCCUCUCCAGCAUCGUAGACGUUCCCAAUGCCGUCGCCACCAUUGCUAUCCCCACCGCCAUUUUCGAUCAGGUC
Dendrobium catenatum is the source of this 484-nucleotide messenger RNA. Its product is annotated as formamidase-like. The transcript has a single exon. The record is from RefSeq and is a predicted model, not a curated record. NCBI's taxonomy places the organism in Eukaryota, Viridiplantae, Streptophyta, Magnoliopsida, Asparagales, Orchidaceae. Gene Ontology annotation, molecular function: hydrolase activity, acting on carbon-nitrogen (but not peptide) bonds, in linear amides. The annotation marks the transcript as partial.